This is a messenger RNA of Closterium sp. NIES-65, 687 nucleotides long. The record is from the annotation of a GenBank genome assembly. NCBI's taxonomy places the organism in Eukaryota, Viridiplantae, Streptophyta, Zygnematophyceae, Desmidiales, Closteriaceae.
AUGCGGCUAUCGCAGGAUCAAAUCUCUAUGCUGGAGCAAGUCUUUCAGAAGCACCCGAAGCUGGUGGCUCGGCAGAAGGCGAGCCUGGCGGAGAGGCUCGGCGUGCGGAUGCGGCAGGUGGAGGUGUGGUUUCAGAACCGGCGGGCGCGCACCAAGGUGAAGCAGACAGAGGCGGAGCUUGAGGGGCUGAGGCAGCGCUGCCAGCAGCUGGCUGCGGAGAAUAAACGGCUCAAGCUGCAGCUGGCUGAGAGGGAGAGGGGGGAGCGGGGGGAGAGGGCAGAGAAGGGGGAAAGGGAGAUGGAAAAGGGGGGGAAGAGGGGGAGAGGAGGAGGAGAUGAUGGGGGUGCAACGAAGAGGGUGAAGGUCGAGGGUGCGAUUGAGUGGGAGGUGUGUGGUUCGUGUAAGAGGAAUGAGAAGCAAGGAGGGGAACAAGGGGCGAAGCAAGGGGAGGAGAUGGCGGUGCAACAAGCAGUUGCGUCCAAUGAGGAUGAUUCUUCCGCCGAGCGACAAAUGAGGAUCGCGCACGCGGCUACUAGCCAUGCUUGCCCCGCCGCACUCCCCGCUGCUACUAGCGCGUACGCUGCCUGCUGCUAUCGCCUGUCGUACGUUGCUGUCGUCGCCUGUCGUACGCCGUUAUCGUCCCUGUCGUACGUUGCUAUCGUCGAAUGUCGUACGCUACAACCGUAG